ACACUCUUCAGACUCAACCAUGCCUGACGCAACAACCAAAACUCCAGCGGGCCGGAAGGGCUCAAAGAAAGCCGCGGCUAAAACCACCAAGACCGGCAACAAGAAGAGGAAGUCCAAGAAGAGGAGGGAGAGCUACGCCAUCUACGUGUACAAGGUGCUGAAGCAGGUCCACCCCGACACCGGCAUCUCCUCCAAGGCCAUGGGCAUCAUGAACUCCUUCGUCAGCGACAUCUUUGAGCGCAUCGCCGGUGAGGCCUCCCGUCUGGCUCACUACAACAAGCGCUCCACCAUCACUUCCAGGGAGAUCCAGACCGCCGUCCGCCUGCUGCUGCCCGGGGAGCUGGCCAAGCACGCCGUGUCUGAGGGCACCAAGGCCGUCACCAAGUACACCAGCUCCAAGUAAACACCUGCUCUCACUCAGUGACACAGCUGCAACACAAAGGCUCUUUUAAGAGCCACACACUCACACUCUGCAGAGCUCGUCCUCUUCUGUCUCAUCUCUUAGUCAUAGAUUGUUACAAUAAUGCAAAGUUCAUCAUACAAAUAUUCACAUCUGGUAAUAUAGUUCUGUGUCAAAUGUGUUUAAUUUCAGCACAGUGCCAAUAUGAUUAAGACAGUUCUGUAUCUCAAUAGUCAGCUGAAUGUGCUCUUUACCUCCUGAAUAUAUACACUGAAUAAAAACUGGGAAAACAUAAAUACACAGCAGCCCA
Epinephelus lanceolatus (giant grouper) is the source of this 710-nucleotide messenger RNA. RefSeq names its product histone H2B 3-like. NCBI's taxonomy places the organism in Eukaryota, Metazoa, Chordata, Actinopteri, Perciformes, Serranidae. The record is from RefSeq and is a predicted model, not a curated record. Gene Ontology annotation, molecular function: protein heterodimerization activity; DNA binding; structural constituent of chromatin. Gene Ontology annotation, cellular component: nucleosome.